Molecule: messenger RNA, 2405 nt
Organism: Triplophysa rosa
Lineage: Eukaryota; Metazoa; Chordata; Actinopteri; Cypriniformes; Nemacheilidae
Product: bone morphogenetic protein receptor type-1B-like
Exons: 10
Coding region: 44-1576 (510 amino acids)
Biological process (GO): dorsal/ventral pattern formation; cellular response to growth factor stimulus; BMP signaling pathway
Cellular component (GO): signaling receptor complex; plasma membrane
Molecular function (GO): transforming growth factor beta receptor activity, type I; ATP binding; SMAD binding
Source: RefSeq, a predicted model, not a curated record
AGACUCUUAAACAUGCUCGGUGGAUUCCAGCAUUUUAACAUGAAUGUGUCUUUCUGCAGCAAAUGUGUUGGACAGCAUGUUACUGAGGAAUUCUGGGAAGGCGACAGUGGGCAGUAAGAAGGACAGCAGCACAGCACCGGUGAUUCCAGAGGAAAUGUUAUCAUGUCACUGUUACAAUCAAUGUCCUGAAGACUCCAUCAACAACACCUGCAGGACGGACGGCUACUGCUUCUCUAUGGUGGAGCAAGAGGAAGACAAAGCUCCGGUCAUCGCUUUCGGCUGUCUGUCAUCUGUGGGGUCAGAGUUUCAGUGUAGGGACACAGGAAACGCUCGUCUGAGGAGAAUCAUGGAAUGUUGCACAGCUCAGGACUACUGUAACCGAGACUUCCGUCCCACACUGCCUCCGCUCAAGAGACCCGAUCUGGACGGCAGCGUUCAUUACAUGGCUCUUCUGAUCUCUGUUUGCGUCUGCUGUUUGCUUCUGCUCUUCAUCUUUAUAUUCUUCUACUACAGAAACAAGCGUCAGGCGACACGAGCGCGGUACAGCAGGGGUCUGGAACAGGACGAGACCUUCAUUCCUGUUGGAGAAUCUCUGAGGGAUUUGAUCGAACAGUCUCAGAGUUCAGGCAGUGGUUCAGGGCUCCCUCUGCUGGUGCAGCGGACGAUCGCCAAGCAGAUCCAGAUGGUGAAGCAGAUCGGGAAGGGUCGGUACGGUGAGGUGUGGAUGGGCCGCUGGAGAGGCGAGCGAGUGGCUGUGAAGGUCUUCUUCACCACGGAGGAGGCCAGCUGGUUCAGAGAGACCGAGAUCUACCAGACCGUCCUCAUGAGACACGAGAACAUUCUGGGUUUCAUUGCGGCAGACAUUAAAGGCACGGGCUCGUGGACGCAGUUGUACCUGAUCACAGACUACCAUGAAAACGGAUCACUGUACGACUACCUCAAAUCCACCACGCUGGACACCCUAUCCCUGCUGCGGCUGGCCUACUCCGCCGUCUCGGGUCUCAGUCACCUGCACACGGAGAUCUUCGGCACGAAGGGAAAACCGGCCAUCGCACACCGAGACCUGAAGAGCAAGAACAUCCUGGUGAAGAAAAACGGCACCUGCUGCAUUGCGGAUCUGGGACUCGCCGUCAAAUUCAUCAGUGACACCAACGAAGUGGACAUCCCUCCCAACACGCGGGUCGGGACCAAACGCUACAUGGCGCCGGAGGUUCUGGACGAGAGUCUGAACCGGAGUCACUUCCAGUCGUACAUCAUGGCAGACAUGUACAGCUUCGGUCUCAUUCUGUGGGAGAUCGCGAGGAGAUGCGUGUCUGCUGGGAUUGUGGAGGAGUAUCAGUUACCGUAUCAUGAUCUGGUGCCCAGUGACCCUUCAUAUGAGGACAUGAGGGAGGUGGUCUGUAUUAAGAGACAGAGACCCUCUUUUCCCAACCGCUGGAGCAGCGAUGAGUGUCUGCGGCAGAUGGGUAAACUCAUGACAGAAUGCUGGGCGCACAAUCCCGCGUCACGUCUGACCGCACUGAGGGUAAAGAAGACGCUCUGCAAGAUGUCCGAUUCUCAGGACAUUAAACUGUGACGCAUCCGAACGUCCCGUCCACAAUGCAGAGAGAGGCGCCAACAGAUUUAUUCCUGCUUUCUGUGAAAGCUCAGACAGACAGACAGAAGCACCUGCAGGUCACACCCCGUCGCACACGAGAGUGUUUGAACUCUGGUCAUCAUUAGUCGUAAAAUAAGAUGCAAAGACUCGAUAUAUAAAAACAUCACUCCAUAAAAACUUCAAAAGCGUGUGUUUAAAACCUUCAUCAAUCCUUGAAAGAGAAAUUCUGUGUUUGGACAUUUCUUUUUUUCAUCUAAUGUUUCUUUUGAUGCCGAUUCAUUUUAAAUGAUGAUGAACUUUAUUGUUUGGCUUGUGGUCAUGUUAAACUCUCUGCCUGUUUUGUUACUUUGAGAGCCUUGCAAAAUAUGAAUGUAAAUAUUCAGUGUUGUCAGAGAAAAUGUUCACCCUAAACGUUUGUACAGGAUGUUUUGCCGAUCGAUUCAAUUUGCCUUGUGCCUUAUUUAACAUGUACACCUCUAAUAUUUGAUAGUUUAUGUAAAUGGAGUGAAAUAAAUGUAUGUAUGCGUCUAACAUUCCACAUUUAAUAAAGUGGAUUAAAUUCUAGUGGAUGGUCUCUGCCGUUUCAUUCGGUAUAUUGAAAGUUUAAAUGAAGAGCUAAACUGGAUUCACUAAAUUAUAAAUUCAUAAGAAUGUUCUUAGGUGAAAUUCUUAAAAUUUCUUUAGAGGUUUAAAAAAAUUUAUGAUUUAAGACUAUCAGUAUUUAUUUUGAUUAGCUGGUAAAUCCAAUGAACAUUAUUGACAGACAUUUUACAGUUUUACAGAAAUAAAUAUUGAAGCAUAACACAGG